ACGCGCCUUGUGCGCAUGCGCGGUGUGGUUUGCAGUUCCUUCGACCUCUACCGCUGCACCACCCGGUGAAAGGAGCUGCUGCUGCUGCCGCCGGCAAGCAAGAAGGCCCCGGGACCCGCCACGCCGCCUCCGCUUCCUCCCCCACCGACAGCAGCCAUCAUGUUCGCCUGUGUCAAGCUCGCCGCCGGCUCUCCCGCCUUGAUGCGUAUGGGAUCAAGAGUUCUUUACAGACCAAUUUCUGCAACAGUGUUGUCUAGGCCAGAAGUCAGGACUGGAGAGGGCAGCGCACUUUUCCUUACUGGGACUCAAAACACUGGCAGUCAACUAGCACUAAGGGAAUUUCAAACAAGUGCUAUCAGCAGGGACAUUGACACUGCUGCCAAGUUUAUUGGUGCUGGUGCUGCCACAGUAGGAGUGGCUGGUUCUGGUGCUGGUAUUGGAACAGUCUUCGGGAGUCUAAUCAUUGGUUAUGCAAGAAAUCCAUCCCUGAAGCAGCAGUUGUUCUCCUAUGCUAUUCUGGGAUUUGCCCUGUCUGAAGCCAUGGGUCUCUUCUGUCUGAUGGUUGCUUUCUUGAUCCUGUUUGCCAUGUGAAGAGACCUUUUCAUACUUUUGGCUUUAAUGAACUACAAUGUGAUUCUGUGAACCUGAGGUCGGGAAAAUGUUAUCAUGGAAAUGUAUGCUACUUCCAAAGCAGAUUAAUUAAAGAUGGUAAUAAGUUUAAA
This is a messenger RNA of Anolis sagrei ordinatus, 722 nucleotides long. RefSeq names its product ATP synthase membrane subunit c locus 3 (gene ATP5MC3). NCBI's taxonomy places the organism in Eukaryota, Metazoa, Chordata, Lepidosauria, Squamata, Anolidae. The record is from RefSeq and is a predicted model, not a curated record. Gene Ontology annotation, biological process: proton transmembrane transport; proton motive force-driven ATP synthesis. Gene Ontology annotation, molecular function: proton transmembrane transporter activity.